This is a messenger RNA of Desarmillaria tabescens, 433 nucleotides long. RefSeq lists its product as uncharacterized. The transcript is spliced from 4 exons. NCBI's taxonomy places the organism in Eukaryota, Fungi, Basidiomycota, Agaricomycetes, Agaricales, Physalacriaceae. The record is from RefSeq and is a predicted model, not a curated record. The coding region runs from base 36 to 302 and encodes 88 amino acids.
CAACUUUCAUCAACUUGUGACCGUACUUUGAAGGAAUGUUCGACACCCUGCACAACCUCUGUACCUUUUCUAGCAAGCCUGGUUCUCGAUGGACCCCAGUCCAGAUCCCAGACUUGGAGGGAAAGAUCGUUAGAGUGACCGGUGGCUCGUCAGGGAUAGGGAAAGAGAUAGUCAGGCAUGCGAAUUGGUCGAACACUAUUAUUUUGCGUUUCUUCCUCUUAUGGCCCACAAUGCGGGGCGCAUGGACGUCUCUAUGGACCGUCGCGAGUCUAGAAAACGGGAAGCAAUGCAAUAUUAGAUAAUACAGAAUGGGCAAUGACACAUACCGGCAUCGUCCUUCGCGCUCGCGCCCUGGGUACUGUCACCCACAAUAUAUCGAUAAUGAACGCAGUCGGCGCCCAUGGCCGCCAACUGUACAACUUCUGCUAGUCAA